UGGAGCCGGUGCUGCCAGGGCUUGGGGGUCAUGGGGCAGGGGCUUGGCAUGGAGAUCCUGGAUGCUGUGCUGUGACAGCUCGAAGUCCAAGGGUGCAGGGCAGCUGUGGGACUGGGGAGGGGUUGAGCUACCUGGGCUGGGGACAGGGGCAGAGUAGAAGAGGACCAGGACCCUGAGUCUUUUUGCCAACCCCCCCAGGCGGUGGGGGGGGGGUGCGGCACUGGCUGCACCCAGGCCCUGACUUCUGUUGGCUCUAAUAGCCCACACAGGCGCAGGGUCUAAUUUUAGCUCCAACCACAGGAGUGCCUGCCAGCAGGUACAGGGUUAGCUAGGGCUGCUUCUUUCCAGCCCUGCCCCCUGGCUGAGCAGCCACUGUGGGAUCCCUGACCAGUCAGUCCUCAAUGGCCUGAUAGACAGCCUUCCUCUAGGUCAAGGGCAAGGGCAGGGGUCCAGCCAGAAGGGCAGAGAGACCGGACUUGCAGUCUGGACAAGAGUUGCAUCAGCCUGAGCAGUGCCCCAGGCAGGAGCGCCUACUGGGAGGACAAAGGCUAGCUUAGUUGUCCAAAAGCCAAGGGAGGAAUCAGAGUCCUGAGUGCAGGAAAACAAGUCUUAGGAAGCUGGGUCCUCCUGCUUCCCAUGGGUGGCCAGUGACUCACUGUUUGACCUUGGGCAGGGAGUCUGCCUGCAGUGGGCCUCAGUCUUCCCAUCUGUACAAUGAGAAUGCUGGACUAAAAGUUUGACCCCAGCUCCAGACUUCCACUCUCAGGUCCUGUCCUCCCUGCUUGCCACACAGACUCCCAGCUUCCCCAGCCCUGCCUGUGAGUGGCCACAUGCAGCUGUGGAGAAGAAAGUUCCUCUGGCUGGCACUGUCAGCCUCCUGGAUCCUGCUCAUCUUCCUGGGAGUCUUCCCCCUUCUCCGCUUGGCAGUGCCCCCCAGGCCUCAGCCAGGCCACCCCAACGGCUGGCCCCACUGGCUGGAUGCACCGCUCCUGCGGAGUUUCUUUCAGCUGGAGGAGCUCCCAGAAGAUGCCCCUCAGCCUCCUCCAGCCUCCCAUGGUGGCAGCUGCAGCUGGGGAACCUGCUUUGACACCUCCAAGUGCAGGGGCAAUGGCUUCAAGGUCUUCGUGUACCCAGCAACUGGUCAGACCUCUGAGGUGCAUCACAGGAUCCUGGCCUCCCUGAAAGCCUCUCACUACCACACACCCAGCCCCUCAGAUGCCUGCCUCCUCCUCCUCCUUCCCAGCCUGGACUCCCCAGCUCCAGCAUGCAGCCUGCAGCCUCUGCACUGGAACAGGGGCAGGAACCAUCUAGUCCUCAAUCUCCACCCAGCUCCUUGCCCCCGGGCCUCCUGGCUGGGACAGGCGAUGGUGGCCGAGGCCAGCCCCAUGGUGGACACCUUCCGGCCUGGCUUCGAUGUGGCGCUCCCCCAUCUUCCUGAAGCCCACCCAUUGCGAGGUGGGGUUCCUGGCCAGCUGCAGCAGUACAGUCCUCACCCCGGGGCAGCCCUGGUAGCCCUGGCAAAUGAGAAGGGCAGGUGGUACAUGCCAGGCACCCACACCUCUGCCUGUCCCUGGAAUGGGCACUGUGAACAGGAUCCUGGACCUGAAAAGACCCACCCUGGGGACAUGCUGCCCAAUGCCACUUUCUGCCUCAUCCCUGGCCACCGUCCUGAAGCCUCAAGCUUCCUACAAGCCCUGCAGGCUGGUUGCAUCCCUGUGCUCCUCAGCCCUCUCUGGGAGCUGCCCUUCUCAGAAGUCAUCGACUGGACUAAGGCGGCCAUUCUAGCUGACAAGAGGCUCCCACUUCAGGUCCUGGCUGCACUCCAGGAGAUGCCCCGUGAGCGGGUCCUCACCCUGCGUCAGCAGACCCAGUUUCUAUGGGAUGCUUACUUCUCUUCAGUGGAGAAAGUCAUCCACACCACUCUGGAGAUUAUUCAGGACCGGAUCUUUGGCACAUCUGCUCGCCCCUCACUGCUGUGGAACAGCCCCCCAGGGGCGCUUCUGGCCCUGCCCACUUUUUCCAUGAGCCCCCAGGACUUCCCUUUCUACCAUCUGCAACGGGGCUCCCGCCCUGAGGGCAGAUUCAGCGCCCUGAUCUGGAUGGGGGGCCCUGGCCACCCCCCACUGAAGCUCAUCCAGGCAGUGGCAGGCUCCCAGCACUGUGCCCAGAUCAUGGUUCUCUGGAGCGGUGAGAGGCCACUCCCAUCCCAGUGGCCAGAGACAACAGUGCCCUUGACAGUCAUUGAGGGGCGCAGGAAGACCAGUGACCGCUUCUUCCCGUACAGCGCCAUCAACACCAACACCAUCCUCAGUCUUGAUGCUCACAGUAGUCUCUCCACAAGUGAGGUGGACUUUGCAUUCAUGGUUUGGCAGAGCUUUCCAGAGCGGAUGGUGGGCUUUCUGACAUGGAGCCACUUCUGGGAUGAGGCCCGGGGUGGCUGGGGCUACACAGCUGAGAUGACCAAUGAAUUCUCCAUGGUUCUCACCACGGCUGCCUUCUACCAUAGGUAUUACCACACUCUUUUCACCCACACCCUGUCCAAGCCCCUGAGGACCUUGGCAGAUGAGGCGCCCACCUGUGCGGACGUUCUGAUGAACUUCCUGGUAGCAGCGGUCACCAAGCUGCCCCCUAUCAAGGUCCCCUGUAGCAAGCAGCACCAAGAGGGUGCUCCACUGUCUCCUGGGGGUACUGGACCCCGGCCAGAGCCGCAGUCUCCACCCCGGGACUGUAUCAAUCAGAUGGUGGCAGAGUUCGGCUACAUGCCCCUGGUGUCCUCUCACCUGCGUCUGGACCCUGUUCUGUUUAAGGACCCGGUGUCGGUGCAGCGUAAGAAGUACCGCAGCUUGGAGAAGCCCCAGGGAAAGGGUUGCUGAGGUCCUUAGCCAGGCUUGCGGACCUCGCCGCACCUGCCUGAGAGACAUGGGAGAGCCAAUCAUGACAGCCCAUCUGCCAAACGACCGAUCCCGAUCAGCCAAUCACGGUCAGGAUACUAAGGGGCGGGGCCGUGCUUAGUGUAGGGCGUUUUCUGCCGCUAUGCCUCCUUGCGGGUGGAUUCCCUUGUUUGAAAUACCUUUCUCCGCAGAGCUAAUUUCCACUUUCUUUCAGAUCCUUGUCUGACCCUCACGCUCGGCCCGCGAUGGGUUUAGUCUCUCCAGUUCACGCUGGUCCCAGAUCCCUCCUGGGAGCCCCGGAGGGCGGGUCGCGCCCUCUUCUCCCUGGUCUGGCGAGAACACCGCAGAGGUUUGAUGAGUAGAUAGACAGUUGGAAGAGACAUUAACUGUAUGCCUGCGUGGCAGAACGUGGACAGGAUAUGCCAAGAGACAAAACCCGGUUCCCUAUCCCCUCCCGGGGUUCCUAGUCCGCGAGGAAAGCAGCUAUCCGCAGACGCCUGGGUUGCCAGGCUCAAUCUUUGCGCCCUAGCGAAGGAGCCAAGAAGUGCGGGGAAGCGAGGAGGCGGGGGAAGACACGGAGAUGGCGCGUGGCGCCCGCGUGGGAGACCCUUGGCUCAGGCCUGGCGGGCCGCCCUGCAUUCCCGGGCUGGACCACUAGAGGCCAGCGCCGCGCCGCACUCGCUCCUCCGAAUAGGGAAUCGCGUUUAAACACCCUCCGGGUGAGAGGGCGGGCAGGGGGCGUGGAGGGUCAGUGGUGUGUGCUGCUCCGGGCUUGAAAGAGGGGAAGGAAUCUAAAAAGGUAGCCUCAUAGUUCUAGUCUCCUCACUUGGAACUCAGAAGAGGCCAUUUUCAGAUGGGCUGGGCGGGAGGAAGGCUGUCCCCUGCGCCCUGUAGGUGAGGGUCGAGCAGGAGAGGGGACACCGGUUCUCUCGUGUUCAUCCACCUGGAACUGGAAUUAUCACUUCCGAAAUAAAGCGCGUGUCCUUGCCCUCCUCACGCUCAGGCUAUAAAUACCCUUA
This is a messenger RNA of Castor canadensis (American beaver), 3910 nucleotides long. It is a transcript of the gene Extl1, whose product is annotated as exostosin like glycosyltransferase 1. Gene Ontology annotation, molecular function: glycosyltransferase activity. The record is from RefSeq and is a predicted model, not a curated record. Gene Ontology annotation, cellular component: membrane. NCBI's taxonomy places the organism in Eukaryota, Metazoa, Chordata, Mammalia, Rodentia, Castoridae.